AUGUCUACGGUUACAAAACGUUCUACAAACGAAAAUGAAAUUAGCACAGGCUCAAACAAACGAAAUCGCCGUAGUAUAACCUGUCUAUUGGAUUUACCAGUCGAAAUAAUCCUGAGCAUUUGUCGUUAUUUAUCACCAAUCGAUGUUCUUCGUUCAUUCUAUACGCCUGAGCAACCACACAUUCACUUGCAUCGCAUUAUUCAUGAUUAUUAUCAAAAAAUCAAUAUGCAUAAACUAUACAACAAAGAAUGGAUUUAUUUGUCUGAAGUGUUAUCGAAUUCAAGCCAUCCUCUCCUACCGCAUUCAUUAACUCUUAGCAAUGAAUAUAUCCCCUGUAUAACACAAUAUUUCUUCUGUAGAUUACCUCCCGAUAUAGUCUGCUCAAUCUUUUGGAAUUUAAAACACUUGACAAUGCUACAUUGUUCUCCUAACGAUUUGCUAAUUCUCAGCGGAAAGGGUCAUCUACUGCCAGCACUUCAACAUCUCCACAUCAGUGUUUCUGGACGCAAGUUGAGACAUGACGACGACGACGAAUACGAUGAUGAUGAUGAUACUAAUGAGUCAAAUCAACAAAAUCGGUACGACCUCGACCUACUUUAUUUUAUAUUCAGUGAUCAAAACUCUCUUUUACAAAACGUUGUCUUUGACUUUCCUGACGGACUGAUACUGAAUCAAUUGUUGUCGCCAAACCGAUCAAUAGCUUCGAUCGAUUUAGUUCUAGAAACCAUCGAUGAUUUGUAUGUAUUACUUAACGGACUUGCACCACAUGUCGAAACGAUGGCUAUCAAGUUACGUCGAUCACGAAUACUUUCAAGUUUCCUCCCAAAAAGUCAUCCACCAUGUCGACAAUUAAAGCGGUUCACGUUGUUAGAGACCGGUAUCGACUUUUCCAUGACUCAUUUGGAAUCAAUUCUGACUUUUAUGCCUUUCGUACUCAAAUUAACAUUGAGCAUACGCAAUACAAAUGAUAUCACAUUUUGCAAUGGUCCAACAUUUGAGUCAAUUCUACACGAUUACUUACCAGAUCUCGGCCAAUUUAUUUAUACAAUGACGCAUCAAAUGAGGGAAGAAACAUCAGUUGGCAGUUUCGAUCGUUGGCCAAUGAAUGUCAGUUAUUACGAAGAAGAUCAUGAAUGCUGGCUCCAUAUGUAUUCUUUACCGUGGCCAGUCAAUAAAGACGACCGUAGGACAUUACCGAUUGUUAAAGAUCCAUUGAACCGAAUAGUUCAAUCAGGUAUUGGACCGGAUGAAUGCGUCAAUGAUUUCAUGAUUACCAAUGAUCAUCAAUGGACGGAGUUGGAGACACGAUUUCGACAUGUUCGUCGAGUACGACCGUACUUGCCGAUUAAUAUUUUAUUACCAUCGAAAAUUACGAACGUGACUGUUCCAAAAGAGAUCAAGUUCAGUUCAGUCGAUGCAAUCGGUCAACCUUUUGUGCGUAGUCUAGUAGUCGGACGUCGUGUGACGAAUGAUACAGAGAUCUUCAAUCUCGCUCAACAAUUUCCGAAUGUUGAAUUUUUAAGAUUGCACUUUCCGUCGGAUAAAUCAUUAUGUGUGACAUGUUUUCAAAUGUUAUUUAGCGUUCAUGAAAAUCUACAUGGAAAUCGCAGUUUUUGGAAGAACUUGAAACGUGUAUCUGUGGUCUUGACAAGUCAAAUUAAGUAUCUAAUCCCCAAUGCCACUGUUACUACAGUUGCAACUAUCAAAACACCUGGCCUCGAUGAAUAUUACGACUCAUACAACAAAUAUGCUGAAACGCUAAAUUGCCCAUGUUCAAAAAUAUCAAUUUUGAAUGAAAAAUUAAUGAAUGUGAAUGAUUGGGGUAUAUAUAUAUUUCAAGCUUUGGCAUCUGUAUGUGAACUGCUCAAAUCAUCAACCAUUGCUGACUUUCUCUCGUCAUUGUACAUUGUUAAAGACACUUCUCAGAUCAAUGGUUUGUUGUCAGUAUUGAGAACGAAUGGAAUAUUCAAAUUUCCGCCUGAUGGGCAGAUAGUCAAUAUAGAGUUUGCCAGUUACAACGGUUGUCGUUGCAUAAACAGUUCUGAAUGCGUUGAAUCAGUAUCGAUUUAUGAUGAUAUUGCGGCUAAUCGGAUAUUCGUAGCUCCUGGCAUGUUCAGAAAUUGUCAAAUUAUCGCAGCUUUAUUACAAUCAAAUCUCGCCUGUUUCUACGAUGAACUAUGCUUCGACGAACUUGUGUCACACAUAAAUUCAAGUUUAUCACUGAACAUGACAAGAAUGAAUGCAUCUGCCGUCAGUCGAUUCUCAACCAACAGUACAACUCGCGAAUUGUUAAAUGAACUAUUAGUAGAAGAAUGGAAUAUAUUAUCGAAAUUCGCUAACUAUUUCAAUGAAUGCCGUCCAGUGGAAUGCACUUAA
Molecule: messenger RNA, 2376 nt
Organism: Adineta ricciae
Lineage: Eukaryota; Metazoa; Rotifera; Eurotatoria; Adinetida; Adinetidae
Source: the annotation of a GenBank genome assembly